Messenger RNA from Coffea arabica (coffee), 1057 nucleotides. The record is from RefSeq and is a predicted model, not a curated record. Lineage: Eukaryota; Viridiplantae; Streptophyta; Magnoliopsida; Gentianales; Rubiaceae.
UUCUCCCACCACUGUUGGGGCCGUUAAAGCAAUACAUGGUCGUCUCCUCUGUUUCAAAUUGCCAAAUUGCGUGUUUUGUAAGUGGAGGAUGUCUUUGCAGGCUCAGUUGUCUCUGAUGCUAGUAGUCGUGUCUAUUGGAUCUGCCUUCGUUGUGUCCUAUGAGCAAUUUCAGAAAUUCCCGGUUUCGCCACAAUCAUUCACAGCACAAGAGCCCCUCAAGAAACCUGCUCGCAGGCUUGCCAAACCAUUGAUAGGGGAUGACGGGCGGGUAUAUGCCUGUUCGGAGAAAACAUUCUAUUCUUUCCAUAAAAAUGGUUCCAUUGCUUGGACAAUAACUCUCAACUACUCAUGCAAUUCGCAUAUAGCUCCAGAGCACGGUGGGUCAAGAAAGAUAUAUUUGGUUGCAGAAAACAGAGUUCUAAAAAUCAAUCCUUUGAAUAAUGAUCCUUAUUCUACUGUACAAGAGUUCUUUGGCCCAGAACCGGGGGAAAUUAUUGGCCUCGCUGUAAGCGUAUCGAGUUCAUGUGUUAUCAUCAAUGUCAGAAACAGGGGGCUUUUUGCAUAUAGAUUGCAGGGACAACUGCUCUGGACUGCUGGCCCUGUACUUUAUCAACACGGAUAUCGUCAAGGUUGUAGGAAAAACAUUUCAGACUGUUACUUUUCAUCUAACCCCGUGAUUGAUCAUUGUGAAGCUAAUAUAUAUAUCUCAAAUACUGAAGGAGAGCUGUAUGCAUUAUCAGUACGCAGUCCUCAUUUCAAAUGGAUCCAGGAUCUUAGUUCAUUUGACACGAGAUUUACAGUCACCCCUGCAAACAAUGGCCUCUUGUAUGUUACUCUCCCUGAUCGAGCUCUACUGCUGGCACUAGAUGUUUACACGGGAAGUAUUCUGUGGCAGGGAAGCACUGGGCCUCUAAGCUCAGAAGAUUAUGCACCGGCUGUUGAUUCCAAUGGCUGGAUAUCCAUCGGCUCACUGGAUGGAUUCUUGUACUCAUUUUCACCAACAGGCUCACUUAAGAAAUUUCCUGAAUCCUAUCAUAAUAUUGUAUAUUAUACAUAA